AUGGGGGCAGUGGAGCGCCCCGAGAUAACCGGAUUUGCCGACUUCGAUGCGGGCCAUCGGGAUCUGGUUACCGUCACCAGAUUUAACUUCUAUGGCAACCGUAUUGUCACAGCUUCGUCUGAUCACCGCAUGAAAGUGUGGGAUCUUAAAGAUGGCCAAUGGCAACUGAUAGACACCUGGCGCGCCCACGACGCCGAGAUACGCGAUGCAAAUUGGAAUGGACCAUUUACAGGCCAGCAUAUCGGUAGUGUCGGCGAAGACAUGAAGUUAAAACUCUGGCAAGAAGACGUAACCCAGCCACCAAACUCGGGACGGCGUUUCAGGUGUAUCUUCCGUCUGACCGCGCCGGAAAGACAUCCAUUUGUGUCACUUGACUUCCGCAACAUUGACCUGGAGUCAUGGAUGGCUGCGAUUACACGCGAUGGGUACCUGAUGGUUUUGGAACCCACCAGCCCUGAUACUCUGGCCGAUUGGCAGACAAUUGACCAAUUCCGAGUGUGUACUGCUCCCGAACGUGGGGAGGAGACAAGUUUCAAGGUCCAGUUUCAUCAUGAUCCAACCGAUAUCACUCAUACUGUCUCGCCAGACUCCGAUCGGAAAAGUAUGUCAUUGGUUGUGGCGGCGAUGGAUACGGUCAAAAUCUACCGCACUGAUUCAAACCGCCAAUUCUACCAUGCAAUCGAGUUGAAUGGGCACAGCGGGCUUGUGAGAGAUAUUUCUUGGGCCAAUGGCUCUGUUCGUGGCUAUGAUCUCAUUGCAAGCGGUGGGAAGGAUGGCUUGGUCCGCAUUUUUGAGGUUUACACAACGCCAGCCAGUCAAGCAUCGCAGAACAAUAACACCCAAAAGGCCGAGCAUCGCGUUCAAUCCCCUUCGGCUCGGGCCAAGUCGCAGUCUGGAAUCGGCUCUGCUUUGGCGAACCGUGUGCCUGCGUCGCAGACUGACCGUCGGGCUAGUGGGGACUCCCAGUUCAGACAUUCGUUCAAACAGGUAGCUUGCAUCGAUACUAAACACCUCGAUGUAUGGCAGGUCCAAUUCUCAUUCUCUGGUGACUCGCUGAUUUCCUCUGGAGAUGACGGGACGGUCCGGUUCUGGAAAAGAGCACUGUCGGGCGAAUGGCUCGAGUUCGCUGAAACAGAUAUGGUGUGCCAGUGA
This is a messenger RNA of Penicillium antarcticum, 1152 nucleotides long. Its product is annotated as putative nuclear pore protein (SEH1). Bases 1 to 1152 code for a protein of 383 amino acids. NCBI's taxonomy places the organism in Eukaryota, Fungi, Ascomycota, Eurotiomycetes, Eurotiales, Aspergillaceae. Gene Ontology annotation, biological process: positive regulation of TORC1 signaling; cellular response to amino acid starvation. Gene Ontology annotation, cellular component: nuclear pore outer ring; Seh1-associated complex. Gene Ontology annotation, molecular function: protein binding; structural molecule activity. The transcript has 3 exons. The record is from RefSeq and is a predicted model, not a curated record.